Messenger RNA from Elaeis guineensis (African oil palm), 1642 nucleotides. Its product is annotated as fasciclin-like arabinogalactan protein 4. The record is from RefSeq and is a predicted model, not a curated record. Lineage: Eukaryota; Viridiplantae; Streptophyta; Magnoliopsida; Arecales; Arecaceae. Gene Ontology annotation, biological process: mucilage biosynthetic process involved in seed coat development; multidimensional cell growth; abscisic acid-activated signaling pathway. Gene Ontology annotation, cellular component: plasma membrane.
CAUCGUCGUCGUCAUCAUCUCUCCCCCGUCCGUCUCUCUCUCUCUCUCUUCUCAAGUGGAGUGGAGUGGAGUGUGAGUGGAGAGAAGAAAGAAAUGGCUUCGUCUCCUCCUUUCCUCCACCCACAUUCUCCUAUUCCCCAUUCUGCCCCUCUCCUUCUCUUUCUUUUAGUUCUUCUUCCCUCUGUGUCCCUGGCGGUUAACGUCACCGCUCUCCUAGCAGCCUACCCGGACCUCUCCGACUUCAACCGGCUACUGGGCUCGACCCCUGUAGCCGGUGACCUCACCCGGCGAUCAUCCCUCACUCUCCUAGCUGUCCCCAACUCCCAUCUCCUCCGCCUCGGCGACCUCGGCCGCUCCGCCGCCGACAUCGCGGACGUCCUCCGCUACCACGUCCUCCUCGAGUACCUCUCCUGGCCGGACCUCCGCCGCAUCCCCGCCGCCGGCAGGCUCAUCGCCACCCUCUACCAGACAACCGGCCGCGCCUUCAACAACCUCGGCGCUGUCAACCUUACCCGCGACCCCCGCGGCGGGGCCGUCACCGCUCGCUCCCCCGUCCCCUACUCCCCCUCCAACGCCACCAUCCUUUCCCUCGUGGAGUCGCUGCCCUACAACGUCAGCAUAUUCGCGGUGGAUGCGCUGCUGGUGCCGUAUGGGUUCGAUUUGGCGGUGUCGGAGAGCCAGCCGCCGGCUGCGCCGCGGAACAUCACGCAGGUGCUCGUCGACGGGCGGGAUUUCAACGUGGCGGCGUCGAUGCUGGAGGCGUCCGGGGUGGCGGCGGAGUUUGAGGAGGACGAGCGCGGGGCAGGGAUUACGGUGUUCGUCCCCACUGAUGAGGCCUUCGCCGAGCUGCCGGCGACGGAGCGGUUCCAGUCGCUGCCGGCGGACCGGAAGGCAGUGGUGCUCCGGUUCCACGUGCUCCACUCCUACUACCCGCUGGGUUCGCUGGAGUCCAUCGUGAACCCGGUCCAGCCGACGCUCGCGACGGAGGCGACGCAGGCCGGCUGGUAUACCCUCAACAUCACCCGGGUCAACGGCUCCGUGGCGAUCGACACCGGAGUGGUCCAGGCCUCCAUUACCCGGACCGUCUUCGACCAGAACCCCGUCGCCGUCUUUGCCGUCUCGAGGGUCUUGCUUCCAAAAGAGAUCUUCGGUAACGAUUCGUCAGCCGCCGCCGGCGGCGGCGGUGGCGGUGGAGGUGGGGCUAAGCUAAGGCCGGGAAAUGGAGGGGAGGUGGCUCCACCACCGGCACAGGCAGGGGCGUCCGCGCCGAAGGGGGCGGACGGGGUGGAAACGCCACCGACGAGGCCGUCAUCGCCGCCGGGGUUCAGUGAAGACAUAAUAUCGGCCGCUGCGGCGAGGAGUCGGGGUUUUAUCGUCGUCAGCAAUGGAGUUGCUCUGUUGUGUAUAGGCUACCUGUAUCUACUAUGGUAGGAGAUCUGGGAUUCUUCUUCUCUUUUCUUUUAAAUUUUGCAUUUUUUUUCUUUUUUUAGAAUUUUGUAUACGAGAUUCCAAUUCUGGCUGCAAAGCAGCGAUUUUUUUAGAUAUUUCGGGGUGCUUAUUGAUGGGGGAAGAAGUUUACAUUUAAAUUUGAAUUAAAUUGGGUUCUUGUUGGAAUUGGAAUAAUUUGGGAGAAUUCUUCAGA